Messenger RNA from Anguilla rostrata (American eel), 5000 nucleotides. RefSeq names its product oxysterol binding protein-like 2b (gene osbpl2b). The transcript has 14 exons. Bases 293 to 1717 code for a protein of 474 amino acids. Gene Ontology annotation, molecular function: cholesterol binding. The record is from RefSeq and is a predicted model, not a curated record. Lineage: Eukaryota; Metazoa; Chordata; Actinopteri; Anguilliformes; Anguillidae. Gene Ontology annotation, cellular component: cytosol; perinuclear endoplasmic reticulum; plasma membrane.
CGUCCGCCUGGCGAAACCUGCAUGUUUCACACGGCUGCCCUCUUGCUUCUUUGUCUUUUUUUUUUUCUCUCUCUCUGUUGGCGUUGGAUGUUGUUUACCAGUCAGCACUGAGGAUUAAACUGGCGUAAAGCUCUUCACAUGGUUCAAUGGGUAAUGUGCUGCAGUCAUCUCCUUGGUUUCUUGCUUUGUUCGGUGGCUUGGGAGCCUGAAGCAUAAGGGACAGCCCUCAGCAGGAAGGACGAUGUGCUAGAGGAGUCGCAGGCAGGAAGAGGGCCCGGCUUCGCUUUCUAAAAUGAACAAUGAAGACGAGUUCUACGACGCCGUCACAGGCUUGGAUUCGGACGAGUCCUGUGAGGGUACGUCUGAGGCCAGCUUUAAAGAUGCGAUUGUGUGCGUCGGCGUGCAGAAGAACAAUGGCACGGCGCCACAGGAGAAUGGAAUCAAGAAGCGCAGGACAACCUUACCUGCACCAAUGUUCUCCAGGAACAACUUCAGUGUGUGGGGAAUCCUAAAAAAAUGCAUUGGACUGGAGCUGUCCAAGAUCACGAUGCCCAUCGUGUUCAAUGAACCGCUGAGCUUCCUGCAGCGCAUCACGGAGUACAUGGAGCACACUUACCUCAUCCACAAGGCCUGCACCCUGUCCGAUCCUGUGGAGCGGAUGCAGGCUGUAGCGGCUUUCGCUGUCUCUGCUGUGGCGUCUCAAUGGGACAGAACUGGAAAGCCUUUCAAUCCUUUACUGGGGGAAACCUAUGAACUCCUGCGGGAGGACCAGGGCUACAGGCUCAUCUCAGAGCAGGUCAGUCACCACCCUCCCAUCAGCGCCUUCCACGCCGAGGGCCUGGCGGGGGACUUCACCUUCCACGGCUCCAUCUACCCCAAACUCAAGUUCUGGGGCAAGAGCGUGGAGGCCGAACCACGAGGAACCAUUACUCUAGAACUACAUAAGCACAAAGAAGCCUACACGUGGACAAAUCCAUUCUGCUGUGUACAUAAUGUAAUACUAGGCAAGCUAUGGAUAGAGCAGUAUGGAACCGUAGAGAUCCUCAAUCACAGUACUGGAGAUAAGUGUGUGUUGAACUUCAAGCCCUGUGGGAUGUUCGGCAAGGAGCUGCACAGAGUGGAGGGGCACAUCCAGGACAAGAGUAAAAAGAAGCUGUGUGUGAUCUACGGGAAGUGGACCGAGUGCAUGUGGAGCGUGGACCCCGCGCUGUACGAGGCGCACCGCAAGGCGGACAAGAAAGGGGGCGCCAGCGACAACAGGAAACAGAAGCAGGAGGAGGGGGCGCGGCCGGAGAAUGACGAGGCGGACGACAUGCCCGAGGUGCAGGAGACGGUGGCCGUCGUCCCCGGCAGCACCCUGCUCUGGAGGAUAUCGUCCCGACCGCCGCACUCCACUCAGAUGUACAAUUUCACCAACUUUGCGAUGACCCUGAAUGAACUGGACCCGGGGAUGGAGGCAGUCUUGGCACCCACGGACUGCCGCUUGCGUCCCGACAUCAGGGCCAUGGAGAAUGGAGACAUGGACACUGCCAGCAGAGAGAAGGAACGGCUGGAGGAGAAGCAGAGAUCAGCCCGUAAGGAACGAGCCAAGGAUGAGCAGGAGUGGUCGACCAGGUGGUUCCAGUCAGGCACAAACCCAUUCACUGGGUCCCAGGACUGGAUCUACGUUGGGGGGUAUUUUGAUAGGAAAUAUAGUGACUGUCCUGAUAUCUACUGAGGGGGGGGGAUGUAGCAGCUCCCCCUCUCCAAGCCUCCAUAGCACCGUCAUCUCCAAUCGGAACUCUGAAGUGGUAGUUUUUUUGUGUUUGGCACAAUUAAUGGUUCAUAUACAAACUCUCCUCCCCACGUGGUUAUUGAGCCAUUUCUGAAAAACAUAAACCUGACAACAACAGCAGCAACACAAAAAUGGAAUUCAGGGAUAUGAAUGCAUUUUUUGGGGUGGGGUAGAGGGGAUGCUAAAGAGGACUGGUAUUUGCACUGCGUACUGUGAGCAGAACGGUUCUCUGCAUUCAAUGCACUUCAGUCGUCAAAUGUCAAGUGUUACUUUCCGUUGAAUGUUUUUUCCACCUUCUGUGCCACAAUGGAGGAGAUUCACAAGAACAAGUGGUUACUGUGGAUCGUGUGGUUGGGGUAUUACGUAGCAUUAUUCCCAAAUCAGGGUCUCCCCCUCAGUACACUUAGGCAAUACUCCACAAGACAAACAAAAAUGGUUUAAUCGUCUAAUGUGUGAAAUUCAGAAUCAUUCCUCGUUUCAUUCUUAGUGCAUUGUUGAUAUGGUUGCCGUUUAGCAUGAAUGUAAAAAAGUGUGAAGGUCUCUGCCACCUCAGACCCUUCAUAAUAAUACUCGCUCGUGAAUUUCACCGCAGGAUUCUGGCAGAAUGGUUCUGUGGCAUGAUUUGGCUUCGCUUUUCACGAGCCACAUGUUCAGCAUAUCACUCUGAAUACGGAAAAUAAUCAUGGAGCAGCAGCCUCACAUAAAAAGAGACUGCAUACCGUGCACAAAAGAAUUAGAUAUGCAGAGUCUAUUACACCGUAGUAAGGAUGUAUGGGAAUACCAGUUUGGUAGUAUCUUCCAUGAAAUCUGUUUGAGUUUGAGACACUUCGUAAGCCUGGUUAGAACUGUUGAUAUUUUCGAAAAAUUGAAGACAUUAGGCAAUCAUGAUUGAUGUGUUGUUAACUGUAGCAUGUUUCGCACUGUUACUGAUGAAGAGGUGUAAUGAUUCAUGGCAGUAUAAAUGGGCAGUCAUGCUUUUAAUUCACCCUAUUUAAAAAUGGUAUUUCAAUCCCAUACAAAAGGCCACUGAAAUGUUUUCAAAUGUGCUAAUUCCUCCUUUGUCUUCCAAACUCCCUUUAUUUUACAUUAUUUUUUCAACCAUGUCAACCACUUCUUAUAAGCCAGUUUAAUGCAUAUGGGUUUACCUGCGGAUUAAUGGGCAUGUCAAUGGGGUUCAUUUGUGUGGAGAAUUAAUUUCACAUAUAUGCAGACCUUUCAGUGGUACUAGGUUCUGUUGUAGAGCUGUGGCAUAUGUUGAUGUAAGCUCUUCUGUGCGGUGGGAGUAAUGAUAAUGUUGCUUGGAUGGCAGAUUAGCUGGGUGCUCCCUGCAUUUUCCUUAUGAAGAGCUGUCUGCUCCCCACCCACAUCACUUGUACUGACACACUAAUCUUCGUAACUCAAACUAUCUAUCUGUAAUGUAGAGUGUGCAUCAUCAAAAACGCAACCCAAUUUCCGAUUUCAUCAUGUUAAACAGUUGGACAAUUUGCAUGCUGUGAAAUGAUUUUUUUUCUUCUUAAAACUAAGUAUUUAUAUACAUUAUUCUCAUGCAUGCGUAAGGAGUGAUUCUGAUAGCACAUUUUGUUUUAGUGACAAAGAAAGCUGCUUAAGACUGCGUGUGUGUGCGUGCAUGCUUGCGUGUGAGUGUGUGUGUGUGUGUGUAUCUGUCUGUCUCUGAGGUUAUUCAUGUAAAAACACUAAAGCCAUAACAUCUUUGCUACUACAGGUAUGUAUUUUGUCAAGGACAGUCUGACGUACAUUGUACUGACAUAAUUUGAUGAAGCUGCAGAGGACCCAUCUUUGUCAUGGAAGUAAUUUUCACUAAAACAACAACAACAACAAAAAAGUUGUUUAAGUUUCUUACUAAAGAAGGUACAUACAAUGUUGCAGAGAAACCAUAUAAUUUGACACUGAAGCUGUGAGCCCAAGCAAACCAAUUCAGUAAAGCAAUCGAUGAAUAUUACUUUAUCAGUAGACAAGGUGGACCUCCACUUUUCAGGGAGAAAUUGAUUGUCAGAGAGCUGUAUUUCUUUUGACAUGUAGACACCCUAUAGAUUUUUUUAUGUUUUUAAGCAUUUAUACACAGUUGUGCUUUAUAAGUGAAUUAGGGUUUCAUUUGUGAAAUGUUAUCAGGCUGCUUGUGGCACAUUUAAAAUGAUCAAUAACAUAGGUUGAUCAGAGUAUGCAGUUCUGAGUAGACAAAAUCCUUUGUAUAUUUUUUGUACUAUAUCCAAUUUAAAGUAUGUAAUGGAAUGUACAGUACCCGAAGGUACAAUUAAAUAGACUGAAUAGUACAUCUGCUGGUCCUCUGUAGUCUUUCAUCUUUUUUUCAGUUGGUGUUCAUUAGAGAAAAUAAUAGCUCCUUUGCAUGAUUCAUGCAACUGUUACAUUUUAGCUACUCUACUAAAAGCAUACUUUGCAUCUGAACUGUUGCCAAAAUCUAUGCAACUAAUCAUCACUAUGUGUCUCUGUACAUUAAGAUUUAUAUAUAAAUACUUUGGUUUGAUCAUUAUUUGUUCAAUAAGUAGACUAUGGAAAUAUUUUUGGCUGUAUUAGCAGGUUGCUUGACUGUAAAAUACAACACUCCAUUGUGUGUGCGCGUGUGUGUGUGUGUGUGUGUGUGAGAGUGUGUAUGUGUGCGUGCGUAUCUGCGCGCGUGUGCGUGUAUGAGGGAGGGGGAGAGAGUGUAGAAUGUAGACGAUGACAAACUAUUAUUGGGUUAAAACCAAAUAGGCAAAUGCGUUUUCAGGAUAUUUCUUGCUCAUACUGUAGAUCUUUUUGUAAGCCAUUUUUCUCUUAAGGAGGUGUUACCCUCAGCAGUGCCUGACCUGAAAUUAAUAAGUAACAUGACAUUUGACCGAAAGCAUUGAGUUUUUCCCUACUUACAAUAGAUAUUGAACAUAUUUUUCUGUUUCGAUGGAACAUUUUGAUUUGCAGAGAAACUGUCUAGGCUUUGCUAACCCCAUUGCUCCUUAAUUGUGCCUCAUCCUUGUCUCUUACUGUAAAUUGUGAAUUACCUGUUGAAAAAAGAAAUAUCAAGUGACUCAACAGGCAUCGGACACAUUUUGUCACCAUGUCUGUAAUUAUAAGAAAUAUUAAAUACACUACUGCUGGUUGUAUUCAUCCAUACACUGCAUCAUUGUCUCAUGAAAUGUAAAUUUGGUUAUUUGUAAACUAGCAAUAUGAAAAAACCCUAAUGUACCACCAUUAAAGGAUAGAUUUUAUUUUG